Molecule: messenger RNA, 279 nt
Organism: Phytophthora sojae
Lineage: Eukaryota; Oomycota; Peronosporomycetes; Peronosporales; Peronosporaceae
Exons: 1
Source: RefSeq, a predicted model, not a curated record
AUGACGCGCCAGGGCUACCUCAUCGUCCACGCCAAGCAUGCGCGCCCGUCGGUGCGCUACUUCUCGCUCGAGGACGGCUUCCUGCGGCAGUUCGCGUCGGCCGACUGCGCCAAGUGCCUGAGCGAGGUGCGGCUAUCGGGCUGCAAGAUCACCGUCAAGGCGCAGAAGCGCGCCGACGGCGUGCCCAACAGCUUCUACCUCGAGACGCGCAAGGUGUUCGUCAAGGACCGGUCCUACACGCUGGGCAACGCCGAGCGGCUCGAGUUCAGCGCCUGCAGC